Macrobrachium nipponense is the source of this 1353-nucleotide messenger RNA. RefSeq names its product vitelline membrane outer layer protein 1-like. The transcript has 6 exons. The coding region runs from base 96 to 1043 and encodes 315 amino acids. NCBI's taxonomy places the organism in Eukaryota, Metazoa, Arthropoda, Malacostraca, Decapoda, Palaemonidae. The record is from RefSeq and is a predicted model, not a curated record.
UUUCGCAAUAACAAAGAUAAGAUAGACGAGUUCCCUCAUUUCUCCAAGCAGGUGAACAAUCAAUUGCAGUUCUCAGUCAGCAGCCAGACGCCAAGAUGAAGGCAGCGUUUCUCAUUUUAUGCUUCUUCUGCCUCUCCAUUUCUGGACAUCCAGUGGAAGAGCCGAGUAUCCCACUUCUUAACGUUCACGUGACGGGCAAUCUCACGUUAGACAAUGGAUUAGAUUACGGCUCCUGGGGGAGCGAUGCCUUCUGCAGGAGCGGCAGCUAUGUGCGCGACAUCGAGGCUUUGUUCCAGGAGUACAACAUCCUUCACACAGACGAAACGGCUAUCAACGCCAUCAAGUUGUCCUGCAUGGUUCCUGGGGGACACCACACGGGUGAGAUCACUUCGACCGUCGGGGAAAGAGGAGACUGGAUAGGGCUACGAUCCUGCCAAAAGGGUCUCAUGACAGGGAUGCGAGCUCGAGUUCUGGAAUACCAAGGCACCCUGGGUGACGACGUGGCUGUGCAGAAUGUGGAGAUGGAGUGUAACUACAACGAGUCAAGCGUUCUGGCCGUUGACGAGGACUCAAAUAUCCAACAAGGUCAAUGGAGUGAAUGGGGUCAAUGUGAUGAAGGUUCUGCAGUUUGUGGAAUAAAGAUUCGAUAUGAAGAGCCUUUCCUCAUUGAAGAUACAGUAGGAGUAAGUGACAUUAUUAUGUACUGCUGCAGUGUUGAUGCACAGCCUACGACUGCACCUACUCCCACAAAGACAAGUUCUUGGCCUGAACCAUCCACAACUGCUUGGCCUGAACCAACCACAACUGCUUGGCCUGAACCAACCACAACUGCCUGGCCUGAACCAACCACAACUGCUUGGCCUGAACCAACCACAACUGCCUGGCCUGAACCAACCACAACUGCUUGGCCUGAACCAACCACAACUGCCUGGCCUGAACCAACCACAACUGCCUGGCAUGAACCAACCACAACUGCUGCGCCUGAACCAACCACAACUGCUUGGUCUGAACCACAAAAAUCAAACAAAAUUCCAAGAGCCUAGAGCUUCAACAACCCAGUUGUUCAGCCCAGCAAAGUAGGCUACAGCUUGGAUAACUUGAAGACCUAGACCAAUACCCACUAGUAGACAUAAAGAUUAAAGAGUUGGGUUAAAUAAAAAUUUAAUUUAAUGAACUAAAAUCUUGCACAACUUGGUUACCAUACCACAGGCAAUUUUUUCCCGCGUUAACUUCAGAGCUCAACACAACUGAGGAAGAGAAACUGAACAACUGAUGAAUGCAACAUUCCAGCAACCUACAAUCUGUAUAACAAAAAAUAAAAUUUAAUAAAAGUGACAGCAUUUACAACAGAAA